This is a messenger RNA of Bactrocera latifrons, 1920 nucleotides long. Its product is annotated as mediator of RNA polymerase II transcription subunit 15. Lineage: Eukaryota; Metazoa; Arthropoda; Insecta; Diptera; Tephritidae. The transcript is spliced from 2 exons. The record is from RefSeq and is a predicted model, not a curated record. The coding region runs from base 153 to 1835 and encodes 560 amino acids.
UUUAGCAGCGCGCUUCGCCAAAACAGCACCGCAACAAACGCACACAAACACGCACGCACUCACGCACUCAUAGCCACACGCACAAACCCAUCGGAGCACUUUGCACCAAAAAAAUCAGCGCAGAGGCAAUAAUACCAAGAAAUAGCGCAAAAAUGCGUUUUCUCACUUUGACGCUUGUCGCAUGUGCGACUUUAGGCGCUGUCAGCGCAGAUGUCUCACACUUGGCCAAACACUACAUACCGCCAAGAAUGAUGAUGCCACCUGUUGUGGGCGGCAGCGCAGCGCACAUGAGCCCCAGUAACGGUAUGCGCUUCACUCAUCGCGGGGAGCACACUGUGACCACGAUUGAGAAGCAGGAAUUGCGCGAAUUGCCGACACAAACGGAAUAUCUGCGUCCGGGACAGAUGCCUUAUGGCAUCGGUGGCAACACGGAAAACCAGCAUGGACUAAGUGACAUGCGCGCAGCUGAACAUGGUGUCGAGAAACCGUUAGCGAUGAUGAUGCCUAGAGAAUUGUUGCCACCUCCACCACCACCGGCACCAACAGCAACCGCACCAAUGAAACAAGAACAGGUGGCAACUGUUGCACCUAGUAAACAGUAUUUGGCGCCUGUAAUGAGCGAAAUAAGUGAGGGAGAGAUGAGACAGCAUAGUGACAUGCCUUCAAAGCAGUACUUGGCACCUGUGAUGGGCGAAAUGAGCGAGGGACAGGUGAGACAUCAUGGUGAUAUGCCACCCAAGCAGUACUUGGCACCAGCAAUGAUGGAAAUGCAACAACAAAGGCAAGUGAGCGCGACAAGUAUGCCCAGCAGACAGUAUUUGGCGCCAAUGGUGCAAGAUCAAAAGCAAGAGCAAACAGAGCAACAACCUAAACAGCAACAACCGCAAGAACAGCAGCAGCAAUCACAACCACAGCCACAGCAACAAGCUCAGCAACAGCAACAAACGCAAGAACAGCAGCAACAACCCACACCAGCUGCACCAUCGCGCCAAUAUCUAACACCAAUGCUGAUGCAAAUGCGAGACCAAAUGCAUGAAAUGCCAGCACCAAGUGCACCAAGCAGACAAUACUUGGCGCCAGCAACCACAAUGUCAGCCAGCAACGAACAACGUUUGCAGCAGCAAUCAGCGCCAGCACCACAGUACUUGCCACCGCAGCAGCAGAUGCACGAAAUGCCCGUCAAUCAAUAUUUAGCGCCACAAUCCGGCGACAGUCAUGCCAUGACAAUGCUGCAACUGAUGGAGCAACAGAAAAAGAUGGCACCACAAGCAACACAACCACCAGCCAUCCACUACUUGCCCCCCGCAAUGCAAAUGCAACGCGAGUCAGCCGCACCGCCAAUGCCGGUGGCGCCACCAAUGCAGCCGGCGCGUGAAUAUCUCAAUCCCUUCGGCGAAGCUGAAAACGUUGCCGAAGCCGCGCAGGAAGUCGCCAAAAUGUUCGAUGAUCAGUCGGCACAACAACCGAUGCCACCACCGUCAGCUGAGGGGGAGCAGGAGCCCGCUAACUACUAUUUACCGCCACAGUCCGUGGACGCGCAGUCAAUCAACUAUCAGCAGUACGGCGCGCCAUCACAGUCGGAACCCUUGGCACCUGUUGAUUUUGUGCGUCAACAUCAGCAGUUGAUGACGCAGUACAAUGGCGUACCCGACGCGCCGGUAUCUUUCGCUCAGUUUCAAUCGAUAAACAGCGCAGAACCCACUCUACAAACGGUGGCUGAGCCCACACCCGCACAUUACUUAGCCAAUGAUGGUUAUCAUUAUCGCGAUGGCGGCAAUAGUAAUGUAUUCAGCAACGGUAAUGACGAUGCACGCAGCUUUCGUGUGAGACACUGAGUGUAAAGUUGUUGUGCCUCUGUAACAUUCGUUACUUAUUUGUUAUAUGUUUUUAUUGUUUUCGUUGUUUUAGUUUAGUUUUCGA